This is a messenger RNA of Carassius carassius (crucian carp), 3382 nucleotides long. RefSeq names its product neuroendocrine convertase 2-like. The record is from RefSeq and is a predicted model, not a curated record. The transcript has 12 exons. Gene Ontology annotation, biological process: protein processing. Bases 353 to 2278 code for a protein of 641 amino acids. Gene Ontology annotation, molecular function: serine-type endopeptidase activity. NCBI's taxonomy places the organism in Eukaryota, Metazoa, Chordata, Actinopteri, Cypriniformes, Cyprinidae. Gene Ontology annotation, cellular component: trans-Golgi network; Golgi membrane.
UCUCCAUGGUGCUGAAAGUGCACUACUUCAUCCACGCUUCUGAGGGAGGGAGAGGGGCCAUCAGCCACACCCGCUUCUGCUUAUUGGGCAUAUUUCCGUGGAACGUCACAUGCAAACGAGCCUCACGUUUAUGCCGAUGAAUUAUAGAUUAAAGGGAGGCUGAAAAUGCAGAUUCGGUCCAACACACAAACACGGAAUCGAUCGACGCACGGUCCGAAUUCGCGCGUCUCAUCCACCGAUGACUGAGGAGAUGCGUCCUGACGAGCCCUGCUGAAGAGCUCCAGCGUUCCCAGCGACCUCCGUUAGACAGCGUUCACUCACAAACAGCACGGCGAAGACAGAAAACAGCACGAUGCUUGGAUUCUGUAGAGAUGGGACAGCGGUGGCUCUCGUCCUGCUCAAUGCACUGGUGCUCAUAGCUGCUGCAGACGAGGAGGUCAUCUUUACCGAUCAUUUUCUGGUCCAGUUGCACGAGGGGACGAAUGAAGAUGCUCAUCAACUUGCCCGGGAGCAUGGCUUUGGGAGCGCAAGGAAGCUACCUUUAGGUGAAGGACUAUUUCAUUUCUACCCAUGGGAAAUCCCUAAAACCAGGAGGAAACGCAGCCUUCAGCAGCACCAACGCUUGGCGAAGGAUCACCGGGUGAAAAAUGUGUUUCCUCAGGAGGGCUUUGGCCGUCAAAAGAGGGGCUACAGAGAAAUCAGUAACAUUGAUGUCAAUAUGAGUGACCCGCUUUUCACCAAGCAGUGGUAUCUUAUAAAUACAGGCCAAGCAGAUGGGACCCCAGGGCUGGAUCUCAACGUGGCAGAAGCCUGGACCAUGGGCUUCACCGGCAAAGGUGUUACCAUCGCCAUCAUGGACGACGGAAUUGAUUACUUACAUCCAGAUCUCGCCUCAAAUUAUAAUGCAGAAGCCAGCUUUGACUUCAGUAGCAACGACCCGUUCCCGUACCCACGCUACACGGACGACUGGUUUAACAGUCAUGGAACCAGGUGUGCUGGAGAGGUGUCUGCGGUUUCAAACAACAACAUCUGUGGGGUGGGCGUGGCCUACAACUCCAAGGUAGCAGGCAUUCGUAUGCUGGACCAGCCCUUCAUGACGGACAUCAUCGAGGCCUCCUCCAUCAGCCACAUGCCGCAGGUUAUUGACAUCUACAGUGCCAGCUGGGGUCCCACCGAUGACGGCAAAACAGUGGACGGCCCACGUGAGCUCACCCUGCAGGCCAUGGCUGAUGGAGUCAAUAAGGGUCGAGGUGGGAAAGGAAGCAUCUAUGUAUGGGCCUCCGGAGAUGGUGGUAGCUAUGACGACUGUAACUGCGACGGAUACGCAUCCAGCAUGUGGACCAUCUCUAUUAACUCGGCCAUCAAUGACGGACGCACCGCGCUCUAUGAUGAAAGCUGCUCCUCCACCCUCGCCUCCACCUUCAGCAACGGCCGUAAACGAAACCCUGAAGCAGGCGUGGCCACCACGGAUCUGUAUGGAAACUGCACACUGCGUCAUUCGGGCACAUCUGCCGCUGCCCCUGAGGCUGCUGGCGUGUUUGCCUUGGCGUUGGAGGCCAAUCCGAACCUGACGUGGAGGGACCUGCAGCACCUGACGGUCCUCACCUCUAAGAGGAACAAGCUGCAUGACGAGGUGCACCAGUGGAGGAGGAACGGUGUGGGCCUGGAGUUCAACCAUCUGUUCGGAUACGGUGUGCUGGAUGCCGGAGGGAUGGUCAAACUGGCCCGGGAGUGGAAGACCGUCCCAGAACGAUUCCACUGUGUGGCUGGAUCCGUGCAGGAGACACAAAAAAUACAGUCGGGCAACAAACUGGUGCUGAGCAUCAUGACCGAUGCCUGCCAGGGCAAAGACAACUUUGUGCGCUACCUGGAGCAUGUGCAGGCGGUCAUCACUAUCAAUGCCAGCCGCCGCGGGGACCUCAACGUCAACAUGAGUUCACCAAUGGGGACCAAGUCCAUCCUGCUGAGCCGCCGACCCCGGGACGAUGAUGCCAAGGUGGGCUUCGAUAAGUGGCCCUUCAUGACCACCCACACAUGGGGUGAGGACCCUCGAGGAACCUGGCUGCUGGAGGUGGGUUUCCAGGGCGAAGCCCCACAGAGCGGUGUGCUGAAAGAGUGGACCCUCAUGCUACACGGAACACAAAGUGCCCCUUACAUAGACCAAGUGGUGCGGGAUUACCAGUCCAAACUGGCCAUGUCCAAAAAAGAAGAGCUUGAGGAGGAAUUAGAUGAAGCUGUGGAGAGAAGCUUGAAAAGCCUUUUGAGUAAAAAUAACUAGCCAUGUGCAUGAUAAUAUCCUCUCUGUAUUAGCAAAUAUUCCUAGCCUGUUCUCUCUCAGCUUUCUCUUUUUUCUCUUGUGAUUAUUUGAUGAAUGUUUGACAUGAAUCUCUCAUAUUAAAGUGUAUACUCUGAAUGAUACAGCGGCCGCAAAACCAUUUCAACACUUAAAACACACUUAGAAAUGUUUGCAUAUCAUUGUGCCAAAUAUCAAAGCACGUGGCAUUUACAUUAAUGAAAGACAGUACAAGCACACUUUACAAGCAAACACUUCACAAAAGACCUUUGUGUAACGGACGAGCGUGGCAAUGCAGUUGGAGAUCUAAAUGCAGUCUUUAUUUGAAAGAGCGUGGUCAAAACAGGAAUGGUCAAACACCAGCUAACAACAAUGUCCAAGAGCAAGGCAAAAAAAGAGUAAUCUAUAUAACAGGAGAGGGUCAGGGCAGGCAGCAAAUCAUCAAAAAACAGAAAAAAGUCCAAAGUCAAAAACACAGGCUGAGCAAGUGAAAGACUAGAAUAACAGGAUACCAAGAAACACUUGUUUGCUAGCGCAAACAAUACUUUGCAAUCUGUGUGUCAAUGAGAGCAGGUCUUAUAGUUUUACUGAUAAGGUACAGGUGAGUGAGUGAUCAGAUACUAUGCAUGGGAUUAUGGGAAAUGGAGUCAGGUGAUAGAGACCUUGUGAGUGGGAGGAACAGAAGGGACCAGAUUUGUGACACUUUGUCAGGUUUCAAAUAAAUAUACUGAGUUUAUAUAUCUACAAAAAAUCAUCUGGACAGCAGCUGGUUAAAAGUCAUUACAACAGUACCUCAGAAAGUAACAUCUAGCAUCAUUUGUAUAUGCUUUGUUUUUAAAUGCAGUAUAAUAAAGUGUGACUUGAGUGUCCAAAUGUGUAUUUUGGCACCGCUGUAUGUACCAUCGAGAAAAUAGUACAUCUUACUUUCGAUGUUCCUUUUUUUAGUCUUUACAGAAAUGUAUAUAAACCAAAUAUAUCUAUACUUUAUUAUGUUCUUGCUUACCUGAUGUCUCCACCUCUACUGUACAGUUUGUGAUUGUAAAUCAUUUUGUGUGAUUCUCCUUUAAAGUUUAGUAUCUUGCAAACAGA